AUGAGGGUUAUUCUGUUGUAUAAAGUGAACACUUAAAAUGUAAAGUAAUUACAAAAUUACUCUUUUGGUAAGAGGGUAAAGAGGAAAGAUGUCUAAGUGAAUGGGUAAAUAUGAUUGAUAAUAGGCUAAAAUUAGGACUUAAAUGGAAUAUGUUUAUUUUCGGUUUCAUACUAAUGUUAACACAUUGAUGUCUGUAAAAUGUGUGAAGAUACAUUUAUGUGGAAACAGAACUUCGAUGACUAUUUAAAUGUCAUGUUAUCUAAAUGUGGAUAAAACCUGUGUUUCAAUGUGGAACAGACAAAGAACAGAAGAUAAUUCAUGAUUGCAGAUACAAAGUUAAUAAUAAAGAUAAUCCGAGUGAAUGGAGUAUGAGCAACAGUUGUCCUGCUUCACUGAUUUCUUUAUAUUAUUUGUAAUAUUUUCAGGGCACUCCGAUCAGAGGAUUAUAUAUAUACAUCUGCCAGUGGGGACCUAGUCGGGACCCGCUACAGAUUCUUGGGGGCUCGUCCGGGAUACUUCGGCACCACCUAGUGGAUCGGGAGCCGAAUGAUGACAACGCUGACCUGCAAUUAGCCCUGUCCAGCAGUGGGGACUGCGAUCGUGGACGAGUGGAGGCCUGUGAUCUAAAGCCGACUGCACCAUCACCGAGCCGUGUUGCCAGCCGUGGGGGAGACGAGGAGCCAUCAUGUCGAGCGGGGGAAGGAAGAGCCUAGUGUGGGACAUUAGGAAGAGCCUACUCACCCUGACAGCUGAAGAGCUUCUUCGGGUCGCCAGAGCGGUAAACCCAGUGUUGGACGUGGACCAGUCAGAGCUUGUGGAGAAAGAUCAGGAGGAAUGCUACGAUCACAUCAACUCGUUCAUGUACAGUAAGCAGUUACUUGAAGCAGAGGACGAGGGAAUGGUUCAGUUGUUCAUGUUAAAAGAUGCUAUUGAUGAUAUAGUAAAAUGUCGUGAUGUUAUGUCAUUUCAAAAUGCAAAGGGUGAUUCUGAGUUACAUACUGGGCAGGGUGGUGAUAAGUUUGACAAUUUAGUUGAUUUUGCUGAAGGUUCUGUUACUAUCCAAACACCCCCUGAACACACCACAGACACACACCCGCAAAGUCGACACACAUCCACUUUAGUCACUACUACAUCCCCUAGUGGUAUUGUCGAACCAGAUUUAGGCUUGGCUAAGGUUACAAUGUUAAAUGUACCUGACACAUCGAACGCUGACUUGCUUAGGAUAAUAAGACCAGGUAUAUUUAAAGAGAUGUUGAUAAACAAAGACGACAUGGCAGUGAUUGAACUCAAGGGAUUUCUCCAAACUCAUCUAAGAGAAAAAAACAGCACAGAGCUAUUCCAAGAGUUGAUGUGUACGAAACAAGAUGAAAAUGAGACACCACAACAAUUUCUCUAUCGUUUGAUUGGCUUAAAACAACGCAUCCUACUGACAUCAAAACUGGCUGACACCAACAUUAAAUACUCUCCAGCUACAGUACAAGAUGUUUUUCUACAUACAGUGUACCAAGGCUUUGGACACAAACACAAUGACAUACGCAGAGAGCUCAAACCUCUGUUGACAACCAGUGGGGUCACUGAUGAGAUGAUUCUACGCCAUGUGAUGAAAAUCACCAGUGAAGAAAAUGAGAGAAUGAAAAGACUUGGUGGACGCAGACAGAUGGUAACAAAUGCACACAGCGCACAGCUCGAGUCAGAUGUGGUAAAGACACCUAGCAUAAAGGCAGAGAGUUUAGGGCCCAAGUCAAAGCAGACAAAACCCGAUCCUCUGAGCGACCUCACGGCCAAAGUAGAGGAGCUUACCAGACUAGUACAGACUAUGCAAAACCAACAACAGUUAACACACAAUGGGCGUCAGUACAGUCAAAAUAGGACGCACUCUAAACGUGGAAGGCCCUAUGGUUGUCCAAGUUGCGUGGAACAAGACAGACAAGACUGUAAACACUGUUUCACAUGUGGGGAAGAAGGACACCGUGCAGCAGGCUGUCUACAGCGUCCAAAGAGACAGGGAAACUCCAACCGGGCACUGGAGAGGGACAUCUAGUGGCCGGGUCUAAAAAUAAGUCCCAACCAGAAGGUGAGGUCAAUAAGGACACAGCACACUUACCCUCACCCUCAACGACAAGCACACUAAGCCACUGUAACCAAGUAGCUCAAGUCCCUCCCCAGUCACCACGUGCAGCUAAAGCUAGAGCAGUUGCUAACCUGAUCGGGAAAAAGGCUCUAGUUCACAGUUAUUUAAAUGGCUUAGCAGUCACUUCUCUGCUCGACUCUGGGUCCCAAGUCAGCAUAGUCAGUCGUGCCUGGAAACAAGAGUACCUACCUGACCUCAGCAUUCACUCAGUUUCU
This is a messenger RNA of Silurus meridionalis, 2346 nucleotides long. RefSeq lists its product as uncharacterized. The transcript has 2 exons. The record is from RefSeq and is a predicted model, not a curated record. Gene Ontology annotation, molecular function: zinc ion binding; nucleic acid binding. Bases 686 to 2041 code for a protein of 451 amino acids. NCBI's taxonomy places the organism in Eukaryota, Metazoa, Chordata, Actinopteri, Siluriformes, Siluridae.